AUGUUAAUAUUGCUAUCGCUUUUCCCGGAUGGAUAUUUGUUAGUUUUGUGGAGGAGGAAAAAUGAUGCGCUACAAUUCAGCGGCUUCGAUUCUCGUAAACGUAGCGACAGCAGUGGUUAUGAUUGUGGUAGUGGUGAUGGUGAUGAUGAUAAUGAUGAUAAUGGUGAUGAUGGUGAUGAUGAUAAUGGUGAUAAUGGUGAUGAUGAUAAUGGUGAUGAUGGUGAUGAUGAUGGUGAUGGUGGCGGUGAUGGUUCAGUUGAUGUUGAUGAUGGUGGGGCUGUGUGCUCCUUUACUCCGAUGAAAU
Acanthocheilonema viteae is the source of this 304-nucleotide messenger RNA. NCBI's taxonomy places the organism in Eukaryota, Metazoa, Nematoda, Chromadorea, Rhabditida, Onchocercidae. The record is from the annotation of a GenBank genome assembly.